UCUGGAUAAGAGUGGUUUGCAGGCAACAGUGUCUAUUUACGAGGCUCUGAAGAGGUUGCAGAAUCAGCUGGGUCUGGAAGAGACUGGCAAACUGGAUCAGCCAACAAUUGGUGCCAUGAAAAAGCCACGCUGCGGUGUACCAGAUGUCCAGACAUUUGAUGGAGACCUGAAAUGGGAUCACAAUGACAUUACGUACAGGAUUCUGAACUACUCACCAGACUUAGAUGCGUCUAUUACUGACGAUGCCUUUGCCAGAGCCUUCCAGGUGUGGAGUGAUGUCACACCGCUAAGUUUUACACGUCUCUACGAGGGCACUGCUGACAUCAUGAUCUCAUUUGGAAAAAAGAAUCAUGGAGAUCCCUACCCAUUUGAUGGGAAAGACGGCCUGCUGGCACAUGCUUAUCCUCCAGGUGAAGGGAUGCAGGGAGAUGCUCACUUUGAUGAUGACGAAUACUGGACCCUUGGCACUGGACCAGCAAUCAAGACCUACUACGGAAAUGCAGAAAGUGCUAUGUGUAAAUUCCCUUUCCGGUUUAAAGGGAAGUCCUAUUCUACUUGUACCACUGAAGGACGUGAAGAUGGCCUGCCAUGGUGUGCCACAACGGCCGACUUUGACGAAGAUGGAAAAUAUGGUUUCUGUCCUAGUGAGCUUCUGUUCACAUAUGACGGGAAUAGUCAUGGUCAACCUUGUGUCUUUCCAUUCGUGUUUAAUGGUAAAACAUACACCAGUUGUACCACUGAAGGACGUGAUGAUGGGUAUCGCUGGUGUGCUACUACAGCCAACUUUGAUAAGGAUAAGAAAUAUGGGUUCUGUCCUAACCGAGAUACUGCUGUGAUUGGUGGAAAUUCUGAGGGGGAGCCAUGUCACUUUCCUUUUACCUUCCUGGGGAAAACCUAUACUUCCUGCACAAGUGAAGGCCGUAGUGAUGGAAAACUGUGGUGUGCCAAAACCAGCAGUUAUGACAAGGACAAUAAAUGGGGAUUUUGCCUAGAUAAGGCAAUCAAGACCUACUACGGCAAUGCAGAAGGUGCUAUGUGUAAAUUCCCUUUCCGGUUUGAAGGAAAGUCCUAUUCUACUUGCACCACUGAAGGACGUGAAGAUGGCCUGCCAUGGUGUGCCACAACGGCCGACUUUGACGAAGAUGGAAAAUAUGGUUUCUGUCCUAGUGAGCUUCUGUUCACAUAUGACGGGAAUAGUUAUGGUCAACCUUGUGUCUUUCCAUUCGUGUUUAAUGGUAAAACAUAUAGCAGUUGUACCACUGAGGGACGUGAUGAUGGGUAUCGCUGGUGUGCUACUACAGCCAACUUUGAUAAUGAUAAGAAAUAUGGGUUCUGUCCUAACCGAGAUACUGCUGUGAUUGGUGGAAAUUCUGAGGGGGAGCCAUGUCAGUUUCCUUUCACCUUCCUGGGGAAAACCUAUACUUCCUGCACAAGUGAAGGCCGUAGUGAUGGAAAACUGUGGUGUGCCACAACCAGCAGUUAUGACAAGGACAAUAAAUGGGGAUUUUGCCUAGAUAAGGCAAUCAAGACCUACUACGGCAAUGCAGAAAGUGCUAUGUGUAAAUUCCCUUUCCGGUUUGAAGGAAAGUCCUAUUCUACUUGCACCACUGAGGGCCGUGAAGAUGGCCUGCCAUGGUGUGCCACAACGGCCGACUUUGACGAAGAUGGAAAAUAUGGUUUCUGUCCUAGUGAGCUUCUGUACACAUAUGACGGGAAUAGUUAUGGUCAACCUUGUGUCUUUCCAUUCGUGUUUAAUGGUAAAACAUAUAGCAGUUGUACCACUGAGGGACGUAAUGAUGGGUAUCGCUGGUGUGCUACUACAGCCAACUUUGAUAAGGAUAAGAAAUAUGGGUUCUGUCCUAACCGAGAUACUGCUGUGAUUGGUGGAAAUUCUGAGGGGGAGCCAUGUCACUUUCCUUUCACCUUCCUGGGGAAAACCUAUACUUCCUGCACAAGUGAAGGCCGUAGUGAUGGAAAACUGUGGUGUGCCACAACCAGCAGUUAUGACAAGGACAAUAAAUGGGGAUUUUGCGCAGAUAAGGGAUACAGUCUGUUUCUGGUGGCAGCCCAUGAGUUUGGACAUGCUCUUGGUCUGGACCAUUCUAACAUUCAGGAUGCUCUGAUGUACCCCCUGUACAAAUAUGUAGCAGACUUCUCUCUGAAUGAGGAUGACAUUGAGGGCAUCCAGUAUCUCUAUGGACCCAAAUAAGGCCCAAAGCCCACUCCAUCCAAGCCAUCUUUUUUUUUUUUUUUUCUAAAAAGAAAGUACAGUAUUACUGAAAUAAUAGAAACU
Molecule: messenger RNA, 2293 nt
Organism: Clarias gariepinus (North African catfish)
Lineage: Eukaryota; Metazoa; Chordata; Actinopteri; Siluriformes; Clariidae
Product: matrix metalloproteinase-9-like
Exons: 14
Coding region: 116-2209 (697 amino acids)
Biological process (GO): proteolysis
Cellular component (GO): extracellular matrix; cell surface
Molecular function (GO): heparin binding; zinc ion binding; metalloendopeptidase activity
Source: RefSeq, a predicted model, not a curated record